AUGAAUGCUCAGACGCUGAUAUACAAGCAAGAACAGGCUCAUGAGGACAGCAUUUGGAGUUGUGCUUUCGGGAAAAAUGAGAAAGACCCGAGUGGUGCCGAAAUUGUAGUCACUGGAUCCAUUGACGACACAGUGAAAGUAUGGAAAUGGCAGGACAACAGCUUACAGUUGAAACACGUAUUAGAAGGUCAUCAACUUGGAGUGGUAUCUGUGGACAUCAGCACUGAUGGCUCAUUGGCAGCAUCCAGCAGUCUGGACAGUCAUGUUCGAAUCUGGGACUUGGAAAAUGGAAAGUUGGCUAAAAGUAUUGAUGCAGGACCAGUGGAUGCAUGGACAAUUGCCUUCUCACCCGAUGCCAGAUUUCUUGCCUCAGGAAGCCAUACAGGUAAAAUCAACCUCUUUGGAGUGGACUCUGGGAGGAAGGAAUCAUCGAUGGACACAAGAGGAAAAUUUACACUCAGUCUUGCUUAUAGUCCAGAUGGCAGAUUCAUAGCUUCCGGAGCAUUAGAUGGAAUUGUCAAUGUGUUUGAUAUCACUACAGGAAAACUCAUCCACACUCUUGAAGGACAUGCCAUGCCUAUCAGAGCUCUAGCCUUUUCUCCUGAUAGCCAGCUGCUCGUCACUGCAUCUGAUGACUGUCACAUCAAGGUGUACGAUGUCCAGCAUGCAAACUUGGCAGGCACUUUAUCUGGACAUGGAUCCUGGGUGCUUGGGGUGGACUUCUGCGCUGACAACACACAUUUUAUAUCUGGGUCUUCAGAUAAAAGUGUCAAGAUUUGGGAUGCUGGCAGCAGACAGUGUAUCCACACUUUCUAUGAUCACUCAGAUCAGGUUUGGGAUGUCAAGUACAAUCCAGCUGGAACCAAAAUUGUCUCCGUUUCAGACGACCGUAACAUUCAUAUCUAUGAUUGCCCUGUAUAA
Candidula unifasciata is the source of this 921-nucleotide messenger RNA. NCBI's taxonomy places the organism in Eukaryota, Metazoa, Mollusca, Gastropoda, Stylommatophora, Geomitridae. The record is from the annotation of a GenBank genome assembly.